UUCAUUGCAGUUAAAUUAGUUGAACAAAGCUAGGAAAUGGCGGACACGGUUGCCGAAUCCUCGAAAUCGUUCGCCGAAAAGCAACGGGAACGUAUGGAACGCCUGAAGAAGCUGCACACACAACGCAAUGAAGCCCGCACCUCGAACCAUCAAGAGGUGAUCGCGGAGGACGAGCGAAAGAAACUACCAACCAACUGGGAAGCUAGAAAACGGCAGGCCGAGUGGCUGAUGGCUGAUGUGAGCGCACGAACGGAUGCUGAAACGAAGGGACUUGACUACAACCGGGUAAAAAUGCUGCACGUGUCCGCUGCCGAAGCGGAUCGUAUCGAUAAACUGAAGGCGAAGAAGCGGAACGCGGAUCCGGGCUUUUCCGACUACGAAGCACAAACAGCACGGCAGUACAAUCGCCUGGUGAAAACCAUGGCGCCCAGGGAUUUGGCAAAGUACGAAGAGCAGAAGGAAAAGUACGGUGAUGCGUUCUACGGUGGACCGAACGUUAUCCUGCAGGGGCUGCACAAGGACACCCCGAAGGCCAUCGACAACAUGGUGAAGGAUCUGGAGGGACAAAUUGCCAAGCGUAAGAAGUUCUCUCGGCGUCGCACGCAUAACGACGAUGCCGACAUCGAUUACAUUAACGAGAAGAAUGCUCGAUUCAACAAGAAACUGGAACGAUUCUACGGUGAGCAUACGGCCGAGAUCAAGCAGAACUUGGAGCGCGGAACGGCUAUCUAGAGUGUACAUAAUGCUUCAUCAUUCGAUUUUUUUACUAAUUUAAGAUCAAUAAAUAAAGGGUAUAUUUAUAAUUAAAGAAUUGAAUGCAUA
Anopheles coustani is the source of this 822-nucleotide messenger RNA. Its product is annotated as pre-mRNA-splicing factor Syf2. Bases 37 to 732 code for a protein of 231 amino acids. The transcript has a single exon. Lineage: Eukaryota; Metazoa; Arthropoda; Insecta; Diptera; Culicidae. The record is from RefSeq and is a predicted model, not a curated record. Gene Ontology annotation, cellular component: post-mRNA release spliceosomal complex; Prp19 complex; catalytic step 2 spliceosome.